AUGCAGGUGCUGUAUGCAAAUCAACGCAUGGGCGGAGCCCCGUCGGACCACGCCCACUCGCGCGUCGACACCGCGCUAUGCAAAUCAGCAUGCAAAGCGGGGGAUUGGGGGCGGGACUUGAGCCGAGAGGAGCGAGCGGGAGGCGGGGCGGAUGAGGCGGUCCGGGGCACGUGCGAGGACGCAUCCGUCUGCAAACGGUUUGCUGUAAGCGUCGGUUAUUGGAAGGACCCUUACAUCCAGUAUUUUGUGAGGCAAGCCAAAGAAAGAAAAGCACCUGAAAUCAACAGAGGCUAUUAUGCUCGUGUUCAGGGUGUCAGUUAUCUGCUUGAGGCUUUUCUAAAGAAGACAGAGUGCAACUGUCAGAUUGUUAAUCUUGGUGCUGGCAUGGAUACCUUGUUCUGGAGAUUAAAGGAUGAAAAUCUUCUCCCUAGAAAAUACUUUGAAGUGGAUUUUCCAAUGAUAGUUGCAAGAAAAAUACAUAAUAUAAAAUCAAAACCUCCCCUGUCAAAACCAAUCAUAGAAACCCAUUCAGGGGACUCUCUUCUAAUAGGUCUAAAAAGAUGAAAGCCCUGUGUGCCUGUCUCUGAAAAACAGCUUCAAAGUAGCACUGAGUUUCAGUGGGAGACUGUACAACCAUGUCAUACAAUGAAACAUGCUGCAUAAGCACUCCUGAAAAUGCAUUAAUAUGAAGAAGAUCAGAAUGGUUCAAUAGUGUUUGUGUAACUGAAUAGCUCUGUAGAUACCUCUAGUACAGCAGAACAAUUGUAAAGUCAUCAAGUUGCAUGUAUUCCAAUCAGAAGCUACUAAUUAACAAUUCAUAAAAGUAAACUUCAAUUAGUGCAUCA
Messenger RNA from Meleagris gallopavo (turkey), 845 nucleotides. The record is from RefSeq and is a predicted model, not a curated record. Lineage: Eukaryota; Metazoa; Chordata; Aves; Galliformes; Phasianidae.